Rotaria sordida is the source of this 1114-nucleotide messenger RNA. Lineage: Eukaryota; Metazoa; Rotifera; Eurotatoria; Philodinida; Philodinidae. The record is from the annotation of a GenBank genome assembly.
GUCUUAAUGGAGGUAUGGAAAUCCUUUUUUCUUAAAAAAAAAAAAAAACUUUUUAUUUUGAUAUUUAAUCAUAGGUGCCGCUUCUUAUGUAUUAACAAAUGAUAAAUCAUUUUCUUAUACAGAUAUUGAUUUUAUAUUUCGUUGUGAUUUAUCAUCAGAAUCAACAUGGACACAAAUAAAAACAAUUGUAUGUGAAUGUUUAUCACAACAAAUUCUAUCAUCAUCUUGUCAAUCAUCAUUUUCACCAAUUAUAAUUCAAGCUGCCUAUGUAGAAAAAAUAGCACGUAUUAUUAAUCCAUCAAAUAAUGAUUCAUGGGCAUUAAUAUCUUUAUAUAAUAUAAAUGGACAAAAUAUUGAAUUAAAAUUUGUUGAUCGUAUGAAAAGACAAUUUCAAUUUAGUGUUGAUUCAUUUCAAAUUUUAAUUGAUCCAUUACUUGAUUAUUAUGAACAUAGUUUAAAAUAUCAACAAAAAUCUAAUAAAAAACAACAAUAUUAUAAUCAUGAAUAUCGUUCAUCAAAAAAUAAUCGUUAUUUAUAUCGAUGUCCAAAUAUAUCAGUUGAAUGUUUAUAUGGAAGUUUUGAUGCUGCUUUAACACAUCUUAAUCGUCGUCAAAUAGUUACAACAUCACCUGAAGGUAUACAUGGUGGUGGUUUACUUAAAUAUUGUCUUUUAUUAACACGUGGUUAUCGUCCAUAUGAUAAUGGUAUAUCAUCAUGGCAACUUGAAAAAUUAAUGUGUUCAAGAUUUUUUAUUGAUUUUGCUGAUAUAAAUGAACAAGAAUAUAAAUUAUUAUCAUAUUUAUCAUCACAUUUUUCUAAUGAUGAUUCAGCUAAAUAUCGUUAUUUAUUACAAUUAAGUACAAUUAUUGAACGUAGUACAGUUUGUUUAAUGGCACAUGAACGUAAUUUAACAUUAACAUUAAUAUCACAAUUAGCAACUGAAUAUUAUUAUCGUUUAUAUGAUGAGUAUAAUACAUAUCAGAUAACAACAGCUGAAGUAACUGUACCAAAUUCGAUAACAAUUGAUGUUAUUUAUCAUAAUGAAUUAGAUGAAUGGAAAUCUUUAUAUACUCCAUUAAAACCACAAUCACAAUUACAACAAGAAGAAAAUUAA